Serinus canaria (Common canary) is the source of this 3307-nucleotide messenger RNA. It is a transcript of the gene CAMK1G, whose product is annotated as calcium/calmodulin dependent protein kinase IG. Gene Ontology annotation, cellular component: intracellular anatomical structure. The coding region runs from base 559 to 2178 and encodes 539 amino acids. Gene Ontology annotation, molecular function: calmodulin binding; calcium/calmodulin-dependent protein kinase activity; ATP binding. Gene Ontology annotation, biological process: peptidyl-serine phosphorylation. NCBI's taxonomy places the organism in Eukaryota, Metazoa, Chordata, Aves, Passeriformes, Fringillidae. The transcript is spliced from 13 exons. The record is from RefSeq and is a predicted model, not a curated record.
UCCUCUAUUCAUAUGUGCUGUGCUUGAGCAGGCACCCACAGGGAGGAUUCAAAAGUCAAAACAGAGCCAUGGUUUGGGGUGAAACAGCCCCAAAUUCGGGCCAUGGAGGUUAACCUCUGCCCCGUGAUUGUUCUGCAGCGUUUGUGCCAUUCAGAGAUGCUGAGGAGCAUCCCCUGCCCGUGCUGGAGCUCCUGGGACAGCCAGGGCAGUGCCACGGCAGUGCCAGCCCGUGCCAAGGCAGUGGGGGCGGUUUCCAAGCCCUGAGGAGCCGCUGGGGUGAGGAAGGCAGCCUGGGUUUGCCUCGGGGAUGUCUCAGCUCCGGCAGGAGCGGCUGCUGCACGCCCAGCUCCAGCCCUGAGCCUGGGGCUCCAGCCCUGCCGCGCUGUGCCCGUGCCCCUGUGACUCCCUGGUUACCAUCUCGGCUCCAUCUCCUCCUCCUCCUCCUCCUCCUCCUCCUCCUCCCGGCUCUAAUCCCCGCAGACGGCGCCGAGCGCGGGCAGCCACCAGGAGCAGCUCUGUCUCUGCUGACUUGGUGUUCCUGCUUCCACUCUGGAGGAGAUGGGGCGCAAGGAGGAGGAAGGCAGCGGCUCCUGGAAGAAGCAGACCAGCAACAUCCGCAAAACCUUCAUCUUCAUGGAGGCCCUGGGCUCAGGUGCCUUCUCAGAAGUUUUCCUGGUGAAGCAGAAAAGCACUGGCAAGCUCUUUGCCCUGAAAUGCAUCAAGAAGUCUCCUCUCAACAGGGACAGCAGCCUGGAGAAUGAAAUAGCAGUGCUGAAAAAGAUAAAGCACGAAAACAUCGUGACCCUGGAGGAUAUUUAUGAGAGCACAACCCACUUCUACCUGGUCAUGCAGCUGGUGUCGGGGGGAGAGCUGUUUGACAGGAUCCUGGAGCGGGGCGUGUACACCGAGAAGGACGCGAGCCUGGUGAUCCACCAGGUGCUGACAGCUGUCAAAUACCUGCAUGAGAAUGGAAUCGUGCACCGGGACCUGAAGCCUGAGAACCUGCUGUACCUCACCCCCGAGGAGAACUCCAAAAUCAUGAUCACGGAUUUCGGCCUGUCGAAAAUGGAGCAGAACGGGAUCAUGUCCACGGCCUGUGGGACCCCAGGAUACGUGGCCCCCGAGGUGCUGGCCCAGAAGCCCUACAGCAAAGCCGUGGACUGCUGGUCCAUCGGGGUCAUCACCUACAUCCUGCUCUGUGGGUACCCUCCUUUCUACGAGGAAACCGAGUCCAAACUCUUUGAGAAGAUCAAGGAAGGCUACUACGAGUUCGAGUCUCCGUUUUGGGACGAUAUCUCCGAGUCAGCCAAGGACUUCAUCCGGCACCUCCUGGAGAAGAACCCAAGCGCGAGGUUCACCUGCGAGGAGGCCCUGCGGCACCCGUGGAUUAAUGGAAAUACAGCCCUUCACCGUGACAUCUACCCAUCUGUCAGUGCUCAGAUCCAGAAAAACUUUGCAAAGAGCAAAUGGAGGCAAGCCUUCAACGCCGCGGCCGUCGUGCACCACAUGAAGAAGCUGCACAUGAGUGGCCAUGGCGGGGCCGAGGGCUCUGUCCCCGCCCCAGAGACCUCCGAGCCCCCCAGGCCCAGCAGCCCCACGGGGACCCCCCCCCCACCAGCACCAAGUGACGACAAGGACACAGCUCAGGGCCCCUCUCAGCGGCACCCAAACCCACCCAAACCCCCUCAGCCCCAGCAGGAGAUGGGAAUGGGGGAGGAAAAGCUGCCAAGCCUCCUGGAGGAGGGACCCCUGUCCAGGGAGAGGAGCAUGGCCCUGCUGGACACCCCCAGCCCCCCAGAGGAGGGACCCCUGCCCAGGGACAGCAGCAUGGCCCUGCCACACACCCCCAGCCCUCCAGAGGAGGGACCCCUGCCCAGGGACAGCAGCAUGGCCCUGCCACACACCCCCAGCCCCCCAGAGGAGGGACCCCUGCCCAGGGACAACAGCCUGGCCCUGCCCGACAGCCACAGCCCCCCGGGCAGGAGUUCCUGUGGCUGCAGCCCCUCCUGUGUGGGCCAUGAGAAGACAAAGGCCUCCUCCUGCUCCGAGACAGCGCUGCUGAAAAAGUCUUCAAAAUCCCACAGUCAUUUCAAGUCAGAGCUUCUCGUUCCAGUGAAAACCAGUAAACAUUCGUCUCACUGUGGCACUGGGCAAACUGGAGUUUGUUUGAUCAUGUGAUGGAGGCAGCCACGUGGUCAGAGGCUUUGUGUGUGAGCAGUGAGCUUUGCUCUGAGGAAUGUCCCAAAGGUGAGCUCCUGCUGGCACAGCUCUCCUCAAAAGCGACAUCAAGAGAGCUCCCUCCUGUCAUGUCCUGUGCCAGUCUCUGCUGAUGAGGUUGUUUGAUCAGGACUGUGAAGCACAGCGGAUUAGCAGCACAGACAAACGCGGCCACUGCAGGCUCCAGAGAGGCCCAUUCCAGCCAUCAGAGCUGUGACAGCCCUUUGUGAGAGCCACAAAGGGACCCGAGCUGGCCCUGCCCCACCGCGGCUCAUUAGCAGCACGUUCGGCAGGGAAGCAAAGCCCAGUCCUCACCUGGAAUUCUCUCUCUUGCAGGACCAGAACGGCUCUUUGACUCUUUUCUGCACUUCAGAGCCAGCAGUGCGAGCAGAAAGGAGGCUCUGCCCUGCCAGCAGCUCUGGAGAGCAGUGAGCAGCUGGGGCAGGGGGCACAGCAGUGCCAGGAUCCAUCCCUGCAGUCAGCUCGGGGUGUUUCUGGAUCAUUCCAGCCGGGAGGAGGCGAGGGAAGGUCUGAGGCUCCUGCUCCCACACCCAGUGUACAUUCUCAUAGGGCAUCAUCAGCUUCUGUUUCCUGCCCCUGUUUAGCUGUCAAUGCACCAACACCCUGCACAAACCAAAGCCAUGCAGAGCUUCACUCCCGGGGCAGCUCCCUUGUUUUUACAGCCCUCACCCUCUCCUCUCCUGGGGCUUGGUCAGUCCAGGCUUUGGCACUCUGGAGUUCAGCUGCCCAGGCUGCCCAGCCCUCAGUGCAGCUCAACAGGAGAGAGAACCUGCUAGAAACCUCCCUGUGUGUGACAUUGCCACAGCAAGGUCUGAGCUCCCCUUCCAAGGCUGUAAUUGCACAAUGAACACUUGCUGAAUAAAGCUGAGAUUCGUUUUGUAAAGUGCCUCAUGGUUAUUCAUAGAAAUCUGACAUGGAAAUGGUCUGCUAAGUCCCUCCUAAAGCUUUCCCUGUGCAUCUCAGUCCUGCUCCCACUGGUGUUUUUCUGGCAAAAUGUUCUGUGGAAAAUAAGCAGAUUGUGGCAGAAAAUCAAACAAGACAUCUGAUUUCACCUUUGACUAUGAGCCUG